AUGAAGUAUAUCUCAGAUUCAAGCUAUUUUCUUCCUUAAAUUUAAUCAGUCCUUCAAUCACAGCAAUUAAUUAGACGUAAAAGAAAAAUCAAUUAUCCUUCAAAACCUAUCUAAAGUUAAAGUACUGUACAAUAACAAAUUAUUCGAGAACCAACCAGCAUUUCCAUAAAAACCAAAUCUUAUCACAAAAAUUAUACAUAUCAAAAAAUUUAAUUAGGAUUUUUCUCCUCAAAAAUAAAUCAUAAAAUAUAAAAAAUAAAAUAUUUAUUUCUUUUUUUUAUUUUAAAGAGCCAUUUUUAAAUUGUGUUUUUACAAAAUUUUUUAUUAAUUUUUGCAAAAAAAAUAUAAAAUUUUCAUUAGCUAAUUUUUGAAAGAAAAAAUAAUUUAUAAUUUAUUUUAAAAUUUUAGAAAUUUGAUAAGAAAGCAUUAUAUUUGAUUUAAAGUGAAUAAUUAAUUAAUUUGAUUCCUAGAAGAUAAUAAUAAGUAACAAACAUCAUUUUUUUCAUUAUAGAAUUUUUUAUUUUAAUUGACCUAAUUAAGUAUUUAGCAUCCAUAAAUUAGAAAUUUACAUUUAAAUUUUCUUUAAUCUUGCUAAGUGUAACACUAAAAAGCUCAAGCUCUUAUACUGAAUUUAAAAAAUUAGAAAGGUUCAAGGAAAAGCAGACUAAAUUAAACAAACUAAUUAAUAGGACAAAUUUAGUUAAGUUACAUGCAAAUAUUAGGUUACAAAUCCAAAAAUGA
Messenger RNA from Tetrahymena thermophila SB210, 741 nucleotides. RefSeq names its product transmembrane protein, putative. The record is from RefSeq and is a predicted model, not a curated record. NCBI's taxonomy places the organism in Eukaryota, Ciliophora, Oligohymenophorea, Hymenostomatida, Tetrahymenidae. The transcript is spliced from 4 exons.